GGGAAUUCUGGGAAGUGUAGUCCAGGAGCGCCUGUUGGUCGCAGGCACUUCCGCCCCAGGAGGCCGCCGUAGCAGCCAUCUUUUCACUGAUUAAAGUCUUUCAGGUUCGCUGUCCACGACCCAUUCAAACUUCCCCUGAGAACGCACCUGAGUCCCGCAGCCACCAGCAUUUCAUUGGGGGAGAAAGAGGAAGAGCGGCUAAAAACGGAGACAACAGAACCGAGACAGAGAGAUGUUAAUCAUCAGGCCAGGAUCACACGGCUAGCCAGGAUUUCAGCCCUCGCAUAUUGACUCCAGAGCCUUCUCUUAUGGCUGUUGUCUCGAUUUAUACCCUACCCAGAGAUUCUGUUUCCCCAGAAGGAAAGAGAAUAUGAGCAUGUUCAAGGAAGCAGUGACGUUCAAGGAUGUGGCGGUGGCCUUCACGGAGGAGGAGCUGGGGCUGCUGGACUCUGCCCAGAGGAAGUUGUACCAGGACGUCAUGUUAGAAAACUUCAGGAACCUCGUCUCAGUGGGACAUGAACCCUUUAAACGAGAUAAAUGGCUCACAGAAAGAGAAGAGAGGCGGCUGUGGUUGAUGAAGACAGCACCCCAGAUAGAGAGAAAUGUGGGAGGGAACAGCCAAAGUGCGCUGAGGACUGUUCGAGGCAGAGAGCCACGUGAAGAGCUUUCCUGCUGGCAAAUCUGGCAACACAUUACAAAUGACCUAUCCAGACCUCCAGACUCCAUGAUAAAUAGUUCUCAACUUCACAAACAAGGUGAUUCUCCCUGCCAGCUUGGGACAGGACUCUCCAUUCAAAUUUCUGAAGAUGAGAACUGUAUACCAUGUUGUAAAGUGGAUGGUCCUAAUGGUACUGAAAACUCACACCUUCCAAUUUUGAGAGCCCAGGACUCGUGGAGGAAAUCUUCUCUGACUGAGUCACAGAGUUAUCGGAACAGAUCCCAGCAAGUUUCCAUGAAAAAUAAGCUGCGUCAAUGUAAACAGGAUGUUGAUGUCAUUGGUUGGAUUUCACAUCAUCUAGAUCAAGGAAUUUACAGAAGUGACCAAUCUUAUAGCAACGAUGAUAGUGAGAAAGACAGUGUGAAGAUUUCAACAUUGGACCAGAAUAGUAUGACUCACACAGGACCAAAACCUCACCGAUGUAACGAAUGUGGAAAAACCUUCAGUGAUCUCUCUACCUUUGAUCUUCAUCAGCGGUUGCACUUAAAAGCAAAGUCUCAUACCUGCAGGGAGUGUGGAAAAGGCUUCCGUUAUAGCUCAGUUCUUCGUAUUCAUCAGAGAGUUCACAUGGGGGAGAAAGGCUAUAAGCAUGGUGAGUGUGGUAAGGAACUCAGUGAGAGCUCACUUCUGCAAACCCAUCAGAAAGUCCACACUGUAGAGAAGCCAUUUAAAUGUGAGGAGUGUGGGAAAGGCUUUGGUCGUAGAUCAGCACUUACUGUUCAUUGUAAAGUCCACACAGGAGAGAAACCUUAUCAUUGUGAGGAGUGUGGAAGGGCCUUCAGUCAGGCCUCUCAUCUCCAGGACCAUCAGAGGGUCCACACUGGGGAGAAACCAUUCAGAUGUGAUGCAUGUGGCAAAAGCUUCAGUCGGAAUUCACAUCUUCAGUCCCAUCAGAGAGUCCAUACGGGAGAGAAGCCAUACAAAUGUGAGGAGUGUGGGAAGGGCUUCAUUUGUAGUUCAAAUCUAUACAUUCAUCAGAGGGUCCACACAGGAGAAAAACCCUACAAAUGCGAGGAAUGUGGUAAAGGCUUUAGUCGCCCUUCAAGUCUUCAGGCCCAUCAGGGUGUUCACACUGGAGAGAAAUCCUACAUAUGUAAUGUGUGUGGUAAAGGCUUUACCCUGAGUUCAAACCUUCAAGCCCAUCAGAGAGUCCACACAGGAGAGAAACCUUACAAAUGCGAUGAGUGUGGGAAGAGCUUCAGGAGGAACUCCCAUUAUCAAGUUCAUCUGGUAGUCCACACAGGGGAGAAACCCUAUAAAUGCGAGGUAUGCGGAAAGGGCUUCAGUCAGAGUUCGUAUCUUCAAAUCCAUCUGAAGGCGCACAGCGUAGAGAAACCUUACAAGUGUGAGGAGUGCGGACAGGGCUUCAAUCAGAGUUCCCGACUUCAGAUUCACCAGCUGAUCCAUACUGGCGAGAAACCAUACAAAUGUGACGAGUGUGGGAAGGGAUUCAGUCGUAGAGCAGAUCUCAAAAUUCAUUGCAGAAUCCACACAGGAGAGAAACCAUAUAAUUGUGAAGAGUGUGGGAAAGUAUUCAGGCAGGCCUCAAAUCUUCUGGCCCAUCAGAGAGUCCACAGUGGAGAGAAACCAUUCAAAUGUGAAGAGUGUGGGAAGAGUUUCGGUCGCAGUUCACACCUCCAAGCCCAUCAGAAAGUCCACACUGGGGAAAAGCCAUACAAAUGUGAGGAGUGUGGGAAGGGCUUCAAGUGGAGCUUGAAUCUUGACAUGCAUCAGAGGGUCCACACAGGAGAGAAACCCUACAAGUGUGGGGAGUGUGGUAAGCACUUCAGUCAGGCCUCAAGUCUUCAGCUUCAUCAGAGCGUCCACACUGGAGAGAAACCGUACAAAUGUGAUGUGUGUGGUAAGGUCUUCAGUCGCUCUUCACAGCUGCAGUCUCACCAGAGAGUUCACACAGGGGAGAAACCUUACAAGUGUGAGACAUGUGGUAAGAGCUUCAGCUGGCGAUCAAAUCUUACCAUUCAUCACAGAAUCCAUGCUGGUGAUAAGUCCUAUAAAAAUAAUAGGAGCGGGAAGAACAUCAGAGAGUCCACACAAGAAAAUGGCUGUAUAAAAUGAUUUUUUAAAAGAAAA
This is a messenger RNA of Mustela erminea (ermine), 2809 nucleotides long. Its product is annotated as zinc finger protein 226-like. Gene Ontology annotation, biological process: regulation of DNA-templated transcription; positive regulation of reciprocal meiotic recombination. Gene Ontology annotation, molecular function: histone H3K4 methyltransferase activity; recombination hotspot binding; histone H3K36 methyltransferase activity. Bases 371 to 2794 code for a protein of 807 amino acids. The transcript is spliced from 6 exons. NCBI's taxonomy places the organism in Eukaryota, Metazoa, Chordata, Mammalia, Carnivora, Mustelidae. The record is from RefSeq and is a predicted model, not a curated record. Gene Ontology annotation, cellular component: nucleus.